AUGAAUAGAGAAUUUUCUCCUACUAAAAAGAAAUUUGAGUCAUCUUUAUUCUAUGAUUUUAAAGGUUUAUAUUUUAUGAGUUAUUUGGUUGGUACCCCACCAUUUAAGGUCUAUGGUUAUUUUGAUACAGGUAGUAAUUUUAUUUGGCUUCAAUGCAAGUCGGAUAUUAUAUGUUACAACCAAAGCUCUUCUAUUUUCAAUCCUUCAAAAUCUUCAAGUUACCAAAAUAUUCCAUGCUUUUCUAAAGCAUGCAAAUCUGUAGAUUCUGUGGAAUCCACUUAUUGUUCGGAUGAUGGAGAUGCUUGUGAAUAUAAAAUUGAAUAUGGUGAUGGUACAAAGUCUAUAGGAGAUGUUAGUGUGGAGACUCUUACAUUGAAUUCCACCGCCGGUUCUAUAGUCUCAUUUCCUAAAAUUAUGAUAGGAUGUGGACGCAAUAAUAAUCAAUCGGAGAAUAAAGGUCUAAGUUAUGGUAUAAUUGGUUUUGGAAAGGGGCCUACGUCAUUUAUAAAGCAAUUAGACUCUGUAAUUGAUGGUAAGUUCUCACAUUGUUUAAUUGACAAUGUGUAUUAUCAAAAUUCUAAUUUAUCUAGCAAACUAAACUUUGGAGAUGCUGCAAUAGUGUCAGGCGAUCAUGUUGUUUCAAGUCCUAUGAUCAAAAUGAUAGGAAACGGCCAAAAAGACUAUUAUUAUUUAAAUUUGAAAGCAUUUAGUGUGGACAACAAAAGAAUAAAGUAUAGAGGAUUUAAAAAUAAAGGAGUAAAUGCCUCUACACAUAGUAUACUACUUGACUCUGGCUCAACUCUAACUAUUUUACCACGUCAUUUUUAUCAUAGAUUGGAAUCCGCAGUUAAAAAAAUUGUUAAAUUAGAACGAUUUCAAGAUGAUACUGGUGACUAUAAACUUUGUUAUAAGACUACAUCCCAACAAUCAAAUUUUCCUGUACUUACUGCACAUUUUAGUGGCGCAGAUAUUAAGCUAGAUUCCAAUGGAGUAUUUUUUUCUAUAUCUGAGAGGGUUAAAUGUUUCGCUUUUUACCCAAGUAAAUAUGAUAUAGGACUCUUUGGGCAAAAGGCACUUAUAAACUAUUGGGUUGGAUACGAUCUCAAAAAAAAUAUUAUCUCAUUCAAACCUACCGAUUGUUCUAAGGUUUGA
Molecule: messenger RNA, 1152 nt
Organism: Vicia villosa (hairy vetch)
Lineage: Eukaryota; Viridiplantae; Streptophyta; Magnoliopsida; Fabales; Fabaceae
Product: aspartic proteinase CDR1-like
Exons: 1
Coding region: 1-1152 (383 amino acids)
Biological process (GO): proteolysis
Cellular component (GO): extracellular region
Molecular function (GO): aspartic-type endopeptidase activity
Source: RefSeq, a predicted model, not a curated record